Homalodisca vitripennis (glassy-winged sharpshooter) is the source of this 1911-nucleotide messenger RNA. RefSeq names its product apolipophorins-like. The record is from RefSeq and is a predicted model, not a curated record. NCBI's taxonomy places the organism in Eukaryota, Metazoa, Arthropoda, Insecta, Hemiptera, Cicadellidae. The transcript has 12 exons. Gene Ontology annotation, biological process: lipid transport. The annotation marks the transcript as partial. Gene Ontology annotation, molecular function: lipid carrier activity.
GCACUCAAUGAGUAACUGGUUUGUACUUUGACCAAAGACCACAAAGCUAAUGACAUUUUGUCAGUUCUUAAUCAUUACUUCCCCAGAAGCUUCUGAGCUCAGUUGGUAUGGAGGAUUCUGCUCAGUGAUAGGCUGUGAGUGAGAGGUUAUAAAGCUGCUAGAGCUCAAUUCUCAGUGUCAGUGUCCUGUGUCAUCACGAUGGAGGUGCCACGGGGGGCACUCUGCUUGCUCUUGCUCUACUGCUUCUAUGUCCCUUCUUUUGCAAAUCCAACUUGUAAGGGUAACUGCAGAGGUGCUGGAGGCCCAUUCCUGCCCGGAAAUUAUUAUAAAUACCAACUGCAAGGACAGACGACAAUGCAUCUCCCUGGCUCACCAGAUGAUGUUACUUCACUUCAAAUAUCCGCCACUGCUGAAGUCUUUGCGGAAUCCAAAUGUCAGCAUGUCCUCAGAUUAUCCAACUUAUUAGUGGAAGGACCAGAUUAUGAGGAAUACGAUGGGCUGAAUGCAGACUGUUCCAAGCCAAUCAGGUUCUCGUAUAGUGACGGAAAGCUGGAUGAGUUGUGUGCUAAGGCUGAUGACGAGGGAGUCAGUUUGAACAUCAAGCGAGCUGUCAUCUCUCUCUUGAGUUCAGUCAAGAACCAGGAUGAAGACAGUGGGUCUGCUAGUGAGAAUGAUAUAUUUGGAAUUUGCCCAACUGAGUUCACUAUAUCUCAUGAAGGCUCAAAGGUCAAAAUCCAAAAAUUCAAGAACUUGAACAGAUGUGCUCUCCGAGAGGAGUUUAAUUUCCCAUUUCCAACAACUCCGUACCAGGCAGUCCAGAGUAGUUUUGGCAGUUUUGAGACAUCACCUUUGCUCGGUUCCGAACUAAAAGUCUCCCAGGACAUAGAGAAUGGAGUUCUACAGAGGGCUGAGGGAACAGAAACAUACAACUACAGACCUCUGAUGAAUCCUGAGGCAGGAGCAACAGUCAAGGUCUUCUACACUCUCACCUUGGAAAGUUCAAGGCGUGGUGCAAUUUCAGCAAAAUUCAAUAGCCCGAAAGGAGUUUUCUAUGAAGCUGUACAUGACUCAGAUGGUAUUAAGAAUCAAGGGACUAUUUCUGCUGCACUACGGAAGGCAGUGAAUGCAAUAGAUCCUGUUGCCACACCUGAAGCAGCCAGAGAGUUUGCUAACCUUGUUCAUGUCAUUGAGCAAGGCAACAAAGUUAAUAUUUUGGCAGCUUACUCUGCAGCUCAAGGCGAAACAGCCAAAAACCUCUUCUUGGAUGGUCUUUUGUAUGCUGGGAGUGCAGAAUCAGUUGAGGCUGCAGCAGAGUUACUUAGUAGUAAAAGAAUUCCUGAGGAAUCAGCCCUUCUCUGGUAUCUUGACCUCAACUUUGUUAAACAUGUCUCAAGAGGAUCCCUCACUUCCUUAAUGCCCCUGCUCUCUGGUAACAAAGUACCUUACCAAGCAUACUUGGGAAUUGGAUCUGUUGCUGGAAAGUUCUGCCUGCAGCACCCACAGUUCUGUGAGACCUCUCAGGAAUACAAACAACUUCUGGCCAGUCUGGCUGCUCCCUUGGCUGGAGGCUGUAAGGUUGAUUCCCAUGAAAAGGAAAACAAUAUUAUUGCCAGCCUGAAGGGAUUACGCAACACUCGUCACCUGACUGCUGAGAUUGCUCAACAAAUCAGCCAAUGUGCAGCUGACAGGUCAGCCAGGUCUAGAGUGCGUGUUGCUGCUCUCUUGAAGCUUUCCAUGCUGACGUUAGCAAACCAGUUUACUGUCACCCUUCUCACGCUCCAAAGGCUUCACCUUGCCUGGCUCAGUCUAUACUCGGCUUGGAAGCAGCCAAAGAGUGGUUGGCUAUUUGUGGGAGGGUGUGUUGUGCAGCUGUCUCCUUCCCUGCUCAAAGACUUCACCUUGCUAGGCUCA